UCCAUUCUAUUUGGGGCCGAGAAACGUGCCCAAAGCUCCCUCCUUCUUUCGAAAUGGAAUCCACUCCUCUCACCACCUCCGUCCCUCCCACCGCCCUUCCUGACGACCUCUACUUCAACUUCCCGGCCACCGUCACCUCUGACGACUCCGCCGCCCACACCAUUACUCCCUCUAUAUUCAGGGAGCUUCCAGAACCCGAUGUUCAUAUCCUCGCCUCUGGCGGACUUCGAAUCCCGGCGCAUUCCGGCAUCCUGGCUUCGAUUUCGCCGGUUCUUGAGCAUGUAAUUGAUCGGCCGAGGAAGAAGCGAACCGCGGAGAAAGUGAUUUCGAUCCUUGGAGUUCCUUCAGAUGCCGUCGUUUCAUUCGUUCGAUUCCUCUACAGUUCUAGGUGUUCGGCGGAGCAUCUCGAGAAGCACGGAAUUCAUCUACUGGCUCUCUCGCAUGUUUACAUGGUGCCGCAAUUGAAGGCGAUGUGUACGAAAGAUUUGGCUCAACGGCUAACGAUCGAAAGCGUUGUGGAUGUUCUGCAACUCGCGAGGCUCUGUAACGCGCCGGAUCUUUAUCUCAAGUGUAUGAAAUUCGUCGCCGAUCAUUUUAAAUUCGUCGAGAAAACUGAAGGAUGGAAGUUUAUUCAAGAUCAUGAUCCUUGGCUUGAACUCGAUAUUCUUCAGUUCAUCGAUGAAACCGAAUCGAGGAAACAGAGGAACCGGAGGAUAAGAAAAGAGAGGAAGUUAUAUCUAGAGCUACACGAAGCAAUGGAGUGUUUAGAACACAUAUGUUCGGAAGGUUGCACCAUUGUUGGACCUUCCAACGUGGAUCCAAAGAAGGAGAGAGAACCCUGUAGUCACUACUCAACGUGUCAUGGUCUCCAGCUUCUGAUCAAACACUUCGCCACGUGUAAGAAACGAACCAACAGCGUAGGAUGUGGGCGGUGUAAGCGCAUGUGGCAGCUCCUAAAGCUCCACUCCUCCAUAUGCGACCACUCCGAGUGCUGCAAAGUCCCUCUUUGCCGGAAGUUCAAACAGAGGUCGUCGACGUCGCCGGACGAAAACAACAAGCGGAAGGACGACGCACAGUGGAAAAUGCUUGUUCGAAAAGUGGUUUCCGCAAAAGCAAUUUCUUCUUUGUCUUUGACUAAUAAGAAGCUGUCGGAUUUGGAGGAGGAUAGGAUGAUUGGACACCGUGGGAUUGGGAGCUUUAGGUUACAAUCGGUUCGACGGUACAGGUCAUGAGUAUCAUGAUUCAAAGGUAUAUUCAUGGCGUUGUGCAAAAAUGUGUGUUUUUGGGAAUGGGGUGGUGAAAAACUGGAAACAGGGGAAUGUUUGAUUUGUAAAUUGUUGUUUUUUUUUUCUUUCUAUUUUUUUUGUUGGUUUGGAGCAGUUUUCUUUCUUUUUUUUUUCUUUUUUUUUUUUUUUGGGAGUAGAUGAAGGUUUAUUAUAAUGCAUGAAUGAAUGAAUGCAUUGUAAAAAAGAAAAGGAAAAAAAAAAAAAGGUAAUUACUCUUAGAAAGAAAGGAUGUAAAAAUCUUAAAUCUGUGUACCUCCUCCAUCCAUAUAUGCUAAAAAUCAUUGUUUCUA
Cucumis melo (muskmelon) is the source of this 1576-nucleotide messenger RNA. RefSeq names its product BTB/POZ and TAZ domain-containing protein 1-like. NCBI's taxonomy places the organism in Eukaryota, Viridiplantae, Streptophyta, Magnoliopsida, Cucurbitales, Cucurbitaceae. Gene Ontology annotation, molecular function: protein binding. The record is from RefSeq and is a predicted model, not a curated record. Gene Ontology annotation, cellular component: nucleus. The transcript has 4 exons. Bases 54 to 1232 code for a protein of 392 amino acids.